Coccidioides immitis RS is the source of this 618-nucleotide messenger RNA. RefSeq lists its product as uncharacterized. The coding region runs from base 1 to 618 and encodes 205 amino acids. The record is from RefSeq and is a predicted model, not a curated record. The transcript is spliced from 3 exons. NCBI's taxonomy places the organism in Eukaryota, Fungi, Ascomycota, Eurotiomycetes, Onygenales, Onygenaceae.
AUGGAUGCUCGUCCGCAAGCUCAGGUUUUACUAUACGCGAGCCCGGUGAAGAUCCGUCCCCAGAAGAAGGGCUCCAUCAGAGAUCUGGACACACUCCUGGCUGCCCACUGUGCUCCAUUUUUCUCGAGACAGAGGUGGGCUUGGUGUGCCCGGCCGACGAGGAUGAGAAGAGACCAGGGCAGCGCAGGUGGGUGUGGGAUUGACGGAGCCGAAGAUGGGAUGAAGGAUCGAUUCCGUUCGGAUGAACAACCUAAACGGACUCAGACAUCGUUCGAGGACGCAUCACGGGAUGCUGGGAGCCCUAAGAGGCAGGCUUCUCCAACAGAGCUAAUUCCUGGAAGCAAGCCGUUCGCGUUGCCGCCCUGGGACUCGUCGGAUAAGAAACUCCGUCGACUCAUCAUCAUCAUCAUCAGCAUCGCUGCAACAGGCGCAAAACGAACCACACCGGAGGCUGUCGUCAACCUGAAACCCAAAAACGGACAGGAUCUCUUUGCUUGUGCCACAUCAAAACUGCUCUCUGGUGCUUCCAGGCGAGCCCCAUUUGCCUGUCCACACUCCCCCUUCGCUUCCCGAAUCGCCCUCUAUUUCCACGGUUCGCCGGCUGCUCUGGCUGGCUGA